Molecule: messenger RNA, 309 nt
Organism: Amaranthus tricolor (Joseph's coat)
Lineage: Eukaryota; Viridiplantae; Streptophyta; Magnoliopsida; Caryophyllales; Amaranthaceae
Product: zinc finger A20 and AN1 domain-containing stress-associated protein 4-like
Exons: 1
Coding region: 1-309 (102 amino acids)
Molecular function (GO): DNA binding; zinc ion binding
Source: RefSeq, a predicted model, not a curated record
AUGGCUGAAGAACAUGAAUUUCAAGCCCAAGAUCAAGGUCACAGAUUAUGUGCAAAUAAUUGUGGAUUUUUUGGAAGCCCAUCAACUUUAAAUUUAUGCUCAAAAUGUUUCAGAGAUAUACGUUUGAAAGAAGAACAAGGAGCUCUUGCGAAAGCCGCUUUAGAUAACACCAAAAUCCCCGUUUACCCGAAUCCAAAUCCGAACCCGAGCCCGGGUUCAUCUACCCAGUUAAAGAUACCCGUAUUGGUGGAAGUGGGUUUGAUCUCAACCGUUGAGAUGAAGCAGCAACAAAGAAAUGAAAAACGCUGA